This is a messenger RNA of Acyrthosiphon pisum (pea aphid), 1212 nucleotides long. RefSeq names its product 52 kDa repressor of the inhibitor of the protein kinase-like. Bases 67 to 1188 code for a protein of 373 amino acids. The record is from RefSeq and is a predicted model, not a curated record. Lineage: Eukaryota; Metazoa; Arthropoda; Insecta; Hemiptera; Aphididae. The transcript is spliced from 4 exons.
CGUGGUGAUACUUUUUUAAAUAGUAUUAUAGAAGAAGAAAGAGGUUACAAAUACAUAUCACCAACAAUGCAAAACGAAAUUAUUUGUAUUUGUGAUAAAUUAAUUUUAAAAGAAAUAGUUGGGAAAGUAAAUGCUGCUGAGAGGUUUGCUGUUUUAGCUGAUGAAACAACAGAUAUUGCUACAAAAGAACAACUGACAUUAUGCGUUCGUUUUAUAGACAACAACAAUAUGGUUAAUGAAAGUUUUCUUCAAUUUGUUAUUAUUCACAGUUUAACGGGAAAUGACCUGGCAUCUGCUAUAAUAAAUGGUUUAAAAAGUUGUGGUAUUAAUUGUGAAUAUUUAAUUGGACAAGGGUAUGAUGGUGCAUCAAAUAUGAGUGGAAAAUACAAAGGAGUCCAAGCAAUAGUUAGAGAAGAAUAUCCUAAAGCCAUAUAUGUCCAUUGUGCUGCACACACAUUAAAUUUAGCAGUUUCAAAAGCAUCAAAUAUUCAACCAAUUAGAAAUUGUCUCAGUAUUAUUGAAAAACUUUACGACUUUUUUAAUACCCCAAAACGUAACAAUGUGCUUUUGAAUUGUAUUAAAAAUGCAAAUGAAACACCAAAUGCUAAAACAUUGAAGAGGCUAUGUGCUACGCGUUGGAUACAAAGAUAUGAUGCUGUCAAUGAUUUUGCUGAACUGUUUCCAUUUGUCAUGGAUGCUUUAGACAAUAUUUCAAUUUCUCAUGACUUAUCAGGAACAGAUGCCUCUAUACUGUCUAAAUCAAUUGACUCGGAAUUUAUUAUAUCACUUCAAGUUGUUAAAUUAUUGUUUUCGUAUGGCUUACCUUUGUGUAAGCAAUUACAAAAAAUAAGGAUUGAUCUGAAAGAAGCAGUGGAACUUUCUAAUGAUGUUAUAAAGAAUUUAGAACUAAUAAGGGCCAACGCAGAAGAAGAGUUCCAUAAACUAUUUUUACAGGCUGAAGUUAUGGCUUCUGUAUUUGAACUUGAACUAGCUGUAAAAAGAAUUACAAAAAGGCAAGCAAAUAGAGGAAAUCCUUGUUCAGAUAAUGCAAAUUUAGAUGUUGAAGAAUACUAUAGGAUUACAAUUUUUAUUCCAUAUUUAGAGUUUUUUAUAAGCGAGUUGACUGAAAGAUUUUUAUCCCAUGCAUCUAUUUUUAAUGGUAGCUAUUUAAUUAUUAUAAAAUUGUAAUUUCUUUGCACUUUGAUUUGAAAA